AGAGAAUGGGGAUGGGGCCAGGUUGCCAUGGUUGGUCAUUGUACAUAGGCACUAGAGGCCAUGCUGGGUGGGCACAGUCACUGCUGCAGCCUCACAUCCUCAUCUGGACAUGGCUGAGCAGGGCCCCUGGAGCUGGUCCCAAUGUGUUUCCUUCUAUUCUUUUGACAGGAAGCUCCUGGAGAGCCAGUCCCCACCCCCAUCCCGCCCCAGCACUCCCUCUCUCUUCUCCACUAUGGACAGAGCCUCCACUGAGCUGCUGCCUGCCCGCCACAUACCCAGCUGACGUGGGCACCGCAGGAGCCAUGCAGCUGUGCUGGGUGAUCCUGGGCUUCCUCCUGUUCCAAGGCCACAACUCCCAGCCCGCAACGACCCAGACCUCUAGCUCUCAGGGAGGACUUGGCAGUCUAAGUCUGACCACAGAGCCAGUUUCUUCCAACCCAGGAUACAUCCCUUCCUCAGAGGCUAACAGCCCAAGCCAUCUGUCCAACACAGGUACCCCAGGCGCAGGUGUCCCCAGCAGUGGAAGAGACGGAGGCACAAGCAGAGACACAUUUCAAACUGUUCCCCCCAAUUCAACCACCAUGAGCCUGAGCAUGAGGGAAGAUGUGACCAUCCUGCCCAGCCCCACGUCAGAGACUGUGCUCACUGUGGCUGCAUUUGGUGAGAGCGGGAGGAGAAGGAGGUUCUGGCUGAUGAGGAAGACCCCUGUGGGAGGGGGGCCCCUGCCCCUCCAGUCAGCUCUUCUUGGCUGUGCUGGGUUCCAUGUUUUCAUGCAGGGAUGGAGUUGGGCUGGAGAGCCCACUCUGGCUAGGGGGCAGCAGGCUGAGAGCUCACCUGUUCAGCAGAGAAGUGGAACUCACUUUGCUCCUGGAGCCUGUCUACACAGUGUUAUCAGCUUCAUUGUCAUCCUGGUGGUUGUGGUGAUCGUCCUAGUCGGUGUGGUCAGCCUGAGGUUCAAGUGUCGGAAGAGCAAGGAGUCUGAAGAUCCUCAGAAACCUGGGAGUUCAGGGCUGUCUGAAAGCUGCUCCACAGCCAAUGGAGAGAAAGACAGCAUCACCCUUAUCUCCAUGAAGAACAUCAAUAUGAAUAAUGGCAAACAAAGUCUCUCAGCAGAGAAGGUUCUUUAAAAGCAACUUUGGGUCCCUGUGAGUCCAAGGAUGAUGCAGCUGCCCUGUGACUACAAGGAGGAAGAGAUGGAAUUAGUAGAGGCAAUGAACCACAUGUAAAUUAUUUUAUUGUUUCAUGUC
This is a messenger RNA of Pongo pygmaeus (Bornean orangutan), 1247 nucleotides long. RefSeq names its product endothelial cell surface expressed chemotaxis and apoptosis regulator (gene ECSCR). Gene Ontology annotation, biological process: positive regulation of endothelial cell apoptotic process; negative regulation of angiogenesis; positive regulation of proteasomal protein catabolic process. Gene Ontology annotation, cellular component: plasma membrane; cytosol. Lineage: Eukaryota; Metazoa; Chordata; Mammalia; Primates; Hominidae. The transcript has 11 exons. The coding region runs from base 6 to 1127 and encodes 373 amino acids. The record is from RefSeq and is a predicted model, not a curated record.